This is a messenger RNA of Hirundo rustica (Barn swallow), 1221 nucleotides long. It is a transcript of the gene CIB2, whose product is annotated as calcium and integrin binding family member 2. Gene Ontology annotation, molecular function: calcium ion binding. The record is from RefSeq and is a predicted model, not a curated record. The coding region runs from base 349 to 912 and encodes 187 amino acids. NCBI's taxonomy places the organism in Eukaryota, Metazoa, Chordata, Aves, Passeriformes, Hirundinidae. The transcript is spliced from 6 exons.
GAGAGCUGCGUUCUGCUGGGAGCGGCUGCUCGGGGUUUGGGUUAUAAAAGAUCCGUAUGCCUCUUAGAAAAGCAUCUGAAAAGGGGCAGAUUGGUAUCCCUGGUUUUGUGCACCUGCCUGGGAUUUUAGCGCUUUCCUUCCUGGCACGCUCCAGUCGAGCCUUUGCAAAGAUUUCCCAGGCUGUGGCCUUCCUCACUGGACAGGUGCAGUCCAAACCACUUCAAUGCAGGCUCUGGGGUUUUUUCAGCACGCUCACGGAGUAUACGUGCUCUAAAUGCCUACGAUACAGAGGAAUCCAGCUACUUCUAAUGGGAUGCAUUUGCAGAGAGGAAGAAUUCCUCAUUUAAGAUGGGUAAUAAGCAAACGAUAUUUACUGAUGAACAGCUAGAUGCCUACCAGGAUUGCACGUUCUUCACUCGGAAGGAAAUCCUUCGGUUGCACGGCCGAUACCAUGAAAUGGCACCAAACGUUGUGCCCAUGGACUAUACAAAGGACCCAGAUGUUAAACUACCUAUGCAGCUUAUAAUAAACAUGCCUGAGCUGAAGGAGAAUCCCUUCAAAGAAAGGAUUGUGGAGUCUUUCUCAGAAGAUGGAGAGGGGAGCCUGAGCUUCAAUGACUUUGUGGAUAUGUUCUCCGUGCUCAGUGAAAUGGCUCCCCGGGAGCUUAAAGCAAUCUAUGCCUUUAAGAUCUAUGAUUUUAACACAGAUAACUUCAUUUGUAAAGCAGACUUGGAAAAAACCCUCAAUAAGCUGACCCGGGAAGAGCUGACAGCAGAGGAGAUCACUCUGGUUUGUGAGAAGGUGAUAGAAGAAGCUGACAUGGAUGGUGAUGGGAAAUUAGGAUUUGCAGAUUUUGAAAACAUGAUUUCCAAGGCACCGGACUUUCUCAGUACUUUCCACAUAAGAGUCUGAAGAUGUUUCUGCCAGUCCAGCCUUUCUGAAUCUCAGGCACUCCAGGGGCUUUUGUUCUCUAAUGAGGGCUUCUUACAACACAGCAGAAAGUACUGAAAUAAUUCUGGUCCACGAAGAGAAGCAUCAUGUGAUCUACAGGAUAUUUGGAACAGACACAUCUGUUUUAUCUUCACUGCUGGCCAAGCACUCUGACAAAGAUGAUUGGUUGUUGGAUUGUGGUUUUUCUUUUUCUCCCCCCCUUUUUUUUAAACAGUCAGAAUCAGAAUAUUAUUAAAGUUAUUUCCACAGAGGUUUUAUAUUUAUGAAUAU